GAAAUCACGGACUUACUUGCGAAAGUAUUUCAGUCAGAAUUUGAACAUUUUAACGGAUUUCUUCUGGUAUACACACGCAUAUAUAUUCGUAUAUAAAAAAGAUGUCUCAGCCGUCAGUAACGGCGUAUUUUAAUACACGCAAACGACAAGCAACUGACGAUUUACGAAACAAGGCUAAAGUUUUGCUUCUUGAUCGGGAAGAAUCGAGAGUUGUGAGUAGUCAGAAUCCAACUAACGAAGAUAAUUUGGAGUCAUCGGAAACAUUGACUCCAAUUCAAGAAGAAGAAACAAUGGAAGUAAGUCAGGAGACUAUUGUGAUACCUGGUAAAGAAUUACAGACUGAUCAUACGUUAAAACCUAAUACAGCUGUAAGGAACAUUCAGUUUGAUUCUCCUAAAUCAAGUGCUCAAAAAACGCCUAAACAUAAUGUUCGUGCACGAGUUACACGUACACGAAAAUUAUCUGGUGAAGAAGGACAAGUGGAUAUCAGAGAAAGCUUUCAAAAGAUCACAGAAGACUUGGAUAUAAAGAAAGUGCUCUUUGAAAAGAAAGGUGCACUGAGUCCAAGAAGGAAUCUUCCAGGAACACCUAAGAAGAACAACGAUUCCGGUGAGAGUCCAUUAACUAAUUGUACAACGCCAAAGAAAAGUUCAACUAUGGACAAAACAGCAAAGCGAGAGCUGUCUUUAAAUGAUAUAAAAAAUAAAAUUAAUAAAUCUUCCAAAUUUUCGGAAUUGAAAACUUCUCUUGCUCGGUUCAAAAAUUAUGAACAAAGGCUAGAACAAUUGCAUAAAAAUGAUAAGAAACCCCAAAUACAGAAAUUUGAGAAGAUCCAACUUGAAAUACCUGUUAGCCCACAAAAGGCUUAUAAAUCUCCAAGUAAAAUGUUAUUGAGUCCUUUGAAGGAUAAACAACUAAUGAAUGCUAGUCCUCAACGAAGAAUUUUAUUUGAACCUAAAGAAUCAACUCCAAGCCCUGUGAAAGGUAGCCCAAUAAAAGCACCAGCUUAUCAGCAGUAUUUGUCAAUUGCUGAAAGUGGCACUUCUGGUUUGCCAUUGCCUUAUCAUUAUAGAUUUUUGGCAGAGGCAUUCAGAUGCGUAGAUACAGUUUCUGCAAUGUUGUUCAAUCGUAAAGAAACAAUAACUUUCAAGAAGCUAAAGCCUGCAGUUCAAGAGUUAUUGCGUAAAAAUUUCACGUUGGAACAUCUAGCACAAAUGAAAACCAUUUUUCCUGAUGCAUACAUUUACAGCCAGGAGAAGCAUCGUGCAUUUGGUUCUUCGUCUAAACAGGAUAAAUAUGAAUUACUUCUUACACCUAUUGUUGAAGAAAAAGAUGGGAGAAAUACUCCAGAUGCAGACGAUGUCUUGAAAACAGCAUCUGAAGCUAGUAUGGGACCGCGAGUAUUACUUGACAGACGAAGGAAAUUUUACAAUAUCUUGCUUGAUAAAGUAAAAGAUGAGCAUGAAAAAUUCUUACUUAAUUUGGAGACGCCAAUGCACAUCUCGAAGGAAAAGAUUCUGCGUUGGCAUCCUGAAUUUGAUGUUGAAACUUGUAAAGUAAUUGAACAGGCUGAAUUGCCACAACCACCUAAUGUGGAAAGGAUGACAAGUGCAAAAGAUGUUCUUGAUAAAGCAAAAUCAUUAUUUAAUUGCGGUACUCGCAUGGAGAAAGCAUUGCAGCGAUUAGCAGAAGCAAAGAUGACUUCAAAGACUGUUUCUCCAAAAAAAGAUGAAGUAAGCACGGCUACCCAAACCGAGGGUGGUGUACAAAAGGUUAAUAUUACAAUUGUGGAUACUCCACCUGCUACUCCUACUGUAAACAAGAAUCAUCUUACUAGUGCACUGAAAGGCAUACCAAAGGCUCUUCUUGAGAAAGUUCGUGCUAAACAAGCUGCUAAAGCAUUGGAAGCUAUGACACGUCCACCAAAUGCAGAAAAAGAGGCUGUAAUGUAUUCAAGAUUACCCGAAUUAGUGAAAGUUUUGCGUAAUAUUUUCGUAGCUGAAAAAAAGGGAGUUUUAACAUUAGAAUUUGUAAUUACCAAAUUAGAGAACUCGUUUAGAACUAAAUUAUCUCCUGUUGAACUAGAGGACCAUCUACGUUUAUUGUGUAAACUGCUACCCACGUGGUCUAGCAUACAUAAUGUUCGAAAAGUGGAUUACUUGAAGCUGCAAAAGGAAAUCGAUCUUACAAAAGUAAUAAAAAGAUUAGAAAUUAUGGCUAAUGACAAAGUAAAGUCAUCAUGAUAUUUAUGACAUUAUUGAUCAUUUUUUGCAUCAAAUUAAAUUAUGUGUAUGGUUUUCAAUUCUAAUAAUUUCAUUUAUAUUUUAUAAAGUACAUAUUUAUUAUUAGUUAUUAUUGCAUUAUGUUCAUGUAUUUAAAGAAUUCUAUUUCAAGAAGUAAUUCGAUUAUGAUUAAAAAAAUAAAUCAAGUUCUUUCUUGCUCGAAAAAAAUUUUUAGUAUUAUAUAACGAUAAUACAAUUUUCUAUAUAAUAACUAUAUGCACAUACACACUACAUUUUUUUCAAUUUAGAAGUUUACUAUUAGACUAGAAGUUUAAUUCACUAUCAAAUAUUUAUAUAAAUAUACACAAAUAUAUUAUGUGAUGCAAUCAAAUAUUAAAUAUUUCUGAUGAAAA
Bombus pascuorum is the source of this 2635-nucleotide messenger RNA. RefSeq names its product DNA replication factor Cdt1 (gene dup). NCBI's taxonomy places the organism in Eukaryota, Metazoa, Arthropoda, Insecta, Hymenoptera, Apidae. Gene Ontology annotation, molecular function: DNA binding; DNA polymerase binding. The record is from RefSeq and is a predicted model, not a curated record. Gene Ontology annotation, cellular component: nucleus. Bases 102 to 2243 code for a protein of 713 amino acids. Gene Ontology annotation, biological process: DNA replication preinitiation complex assembly; DNA replication checkpoint signaling; regulation of DNA-templated DNA replication initiation. The transcript is spliced from 6 exons.